Molecule: messenger RNA, 1473 nt
Organism: Thamnophis elegans (Western terrestrial garter snake)
Lineage: Eukaryota; Metazoa; Chordata; Lepidosauria; Squamata; Natricidae
Gene: NPL
Product: N-acetylneuraminate pyruvate lyase
Exons: 13
Coding region: 234-1160 (308 amino acids)
Biological process (GO): N-acetylneuraminate catabolic process
Molecular function (GO): N-acetylneuraminate lyase activity; 4-hydroxy-tetrahydrodipicolinate synthase activity
Source: RefSeq, a predicted model, not a curated record
GGGGGGGGCGUCUCUUCUGCUUAUUAUUGUGAGUUUGAAACCGGCGUUGCACCGCAUUGAUCCCGAAUAGCGGAGUGAUUGUAUGAGAUAAAGCUGUGCUGGAAUUUCCACCUAUCAUGUUGUUGCCUGUUCUGAGAAAAGCCUGAUUAAAUUAGUUUUCUGUAGAUAGAAAGCAAUGAUUCUACUCUGUCUGAAAACAAAUCAUUUCGUCUUUAUCUGACUCAACUUGUUUCAUGGCACUCCAGAAGAAACUACAGGGGCUGGUUGCAGCCACCAUCACCCCAAUGACUGAGGAUGGAAACAUCAAUCUCUCUCUGAUCCGCCAGUAUGUGGAUUACCUAAUAAAUCAGCAAGGCGUCAAGAAUGUAUUUGUGAAUGGAACAACAGGAGAAGGUCUAUCCCUAAGUGUUCAGGAGAGAAAACAGCUGGCAGAGGAAUGGGUGACUCAAGGCAAGGAUAAGCUGGAUCAUGUAAUAAUUCAUGUUGGAUCAAUGAGCUUACCUGAAUCCAAGGAUCUGGCCAAGCACGCAGCCCAGAUAGGAGCGGAUGGCAUAUCUGUCAUUUCCCCUUUUUUCUUCAAACAGGUGACUAAAGAUGAAUUGGUUGCCUUCUUCCGGGAUGUCGCAUCUCAAGCUCCUAAUAUCCCAUUCUAUUAUUAUCACAUUCCUCCAAUCACUGGCAUGAAAUUUUGUGCCGAAGAAUUAGUAGAUUGUAUGAAAGAGCAGAUCCCCACCUUUAAGGGGGUGAAGUUCAGUGACAGAGACCUUCUGGAUUUGAGGCAGUGCCUACAAAAAAGCGAACAAGAUAAUUUUGUGUUUAUGUAUGGUGUGGAUGAGCAACUCCUGAGCGCACUGGUGAUAGGAGUAAAUGGGGCAGUUGGAAGUACAUAUAACUACCUGGGUAGAAUUCAUAACGUAAUACUGGAAGCUUUUGCCUCUGGAGAUUUGAAUACAGCACAAAAAUAUGAGUUUUGUAUUCAGGAGUUCUUCGGCUUUCUCUUUUCACUAGGCUUUGGUGUGCCACAAAUCAAAGCGGUCAUGACAUUAAUUUCCGGGAUCCCGAUGGGCCCACCGCGACUUCCACUUUCACCUGCCUCUGAUGACUUCAUUGUGAAAGUAAAAACCAAACUAGAAUGGCUGAAUAACUGUCUCUCUAGUUAAAACUCACGGUGGUCUUAAAACAACAUCCAUCUAAUUUGAUAAACCGGUAACUUGAAAUGUAGUAUUUGAAAUACUUGAGGGUUGCAUCAUUUUCAUGAGGUUUCAUGAAUCUGGCUUGGACUGCUUCGUAUCCAGAAUGAUCUGGCCUUCUUUGUGCAGAAGGUGAUACCUGCUUCUAGUCUGCCAGUGGUGUGAAGUUUUCCAGGAGAAAGAGACUUAACAUUGAAAAAAGGAAGAUCUUGUUUCCAACAAAUAAAAGGAGUCUUAUCUCCUGAAAUUCUUCUGCAACCUUAAAGAGCAGGGCACAAUUUAA